AUGGACUCCAAGGCCGCAGACCUACUGCAGUACGCGCAAGAGUACGCGUCAAAAGAUGUCGACCUCUACGAUCUGCUGGGCAUCGACGCCCUCACCGCGAAGGACGACAUCCACCGCGCAUGGCGCAAGCGCUCCCUGAAGUUCCACCCCGACAAGGCCGGCUCCAAGUUCGACCCCGAGAAGUGGCAGCUGUUCGAGCGCGCCCGCGAUGUCCUCUCCGACCCCGACGCGCGAGCGGCGUACGACAAUGCCAUCAAGGCCGUGCUGCUGCGGAAGCAGGAGCGCGAGGCCAUGGACAACCAGCGCAAGCACUUUGUCGACGACCUAGAGGCUCGCGAGAACGCCUGGAAGCGCCAGAGAGAAGAGAAGGAACAAAGCGAUAAGGAUGCGAUCGAGAAGGAGAGGACGCGAUUGCAUGAGGAACAACGGAUGCGCGAGGAGGAGGAGAAGCGACAGGUCGAUGCCGCGCAGGAGCUGGAGGACCUUGCCGAAGCGAAACGGCGCCUCAAGGAAAAGAAAGAGAAAAAGAAGCAGGACGAAGCAAGGGAGAAGUUCCUAAGAAAGUCCAGGAAGGCUGCCAGCGCCGGCGACGGCAAAUCACAACCUCAAGCGCCCCGAAAUGGCGUCAUUGUGGUCCCAGGAGACUACGUCUUCGACUCCGGGACGGAGAGGAGAAAGUAUUGGGAAUUGGUCUGCGACAAGCUUAGAGCUGUGCAGGCUAUGAGAAAUCUGAGCAAGCGAGAAUCCACAUUCGAGGAGCAGGAGGAAGCACAAAAUGGCCUCCAGGAGGCGAAGCUGAGGAUACAUCAAGCCGAAGUGAAAUUUGCCGAGGAGAAAUCAGCGGCCUAA
This is a messenger RNA of Ilyonectria robusta, 849 nucleotides long. RefSeq lists its product as uncharacterized. Gene Ontology annotation, cellular component: spliceosomal complex. The record is from RefSeq and is a predicted model, not a curated record. The coding region runs from base 1 to 849 and encodes 282 amino acids. NCBI's taxonomy places the organism in Eukaryota, Fungi, Ascomycota, Sordariomycetes, Hypocreales, Nectriaceae. The transcript has a single exon. Gene Ontology annotation, biological process: spliceosomal complex disassembly.